This is a messenger RNA of Arctia plantaginis, 1635 nucleotides long. The record is from the annotation of a GenBank genome assembly. NCBI's taxonomy places the organism in Eukaryota, Metazoa, Arthropoda, Insecta, Lepidoptera, Erebidae.
AUGGAACAGGGCGAUGAAAUUAAAUCCGGUUGUUUAUUAUUUCCGCCCGCCGGAGGGAAUGUGUUUAGUAAAUUUCCUAAAAAGAAAAAUUGGCAGCAAAAGCAUUGUAUACUCUUCAGUGCCAGCAAACAGGGAAUAGAACGUUUGGAAAUAUAUGACAACAAAGAUGAAGUAACAUCUGGUGCUAUACCCAAAAUUAUUACUCUCGAAAAUUGUAUCAAAAUUACUCAUUCUAGUCCUAACAUGAUAACAAUAUUUACUAAGUCACACACCCAACAGCUCAGCUUACAGACAGAAGCAGAAGCUUUAGAGUGGGUGACAGCUUUGCAGUCUGUGGCGUUUAGGGGAAGAGACUCCAGUCCUAUUGGUUGUGAUGAAGACAAUGAUCUUUAUUGCACAUCUGGAGAGGGUGUGUUUUCAGUAAAAAUGUGUCCGUCAGAAGCCUCAACCAGAUGUGGCUUUGAACCAAUGCGAUAUCUCCUUUUGCUCACAUCAAAUGCCAUAGAAUUAAGAGAUAUAAAUAAUGAUAAAUUAUAUGCUACUUGGCCAUAUAGGUAUGUGAGAAGAUAUGGUUACAGACAGGGUAAAAUUACAUUUGAAGCAGGUAGAAAAUGUGACACUGGAGAAGGAAUUUUUCACUUAGAACACCCAAAUCCAUCUGUAAUAUUUAAAUGCCUGUCCUUAAAAAUGAAAACUAUGAAGCAAAUGAUUGGUAUUGACAAUUUGAACAGUCCUGAACACAGUGAAUUUAAUAUUCAACCCAGUGCCAACUUAUUCCCUGGAUCUAGGACACCCUUAGUAGCAGCAAGACCUGAUGAUCUGAAUUUAAGUUCUCUUUCAUUUAAAAGUACAUCUAUGUCUAGCCAGCCAAGCAUUUGCUCGGAAAGAGACACAGUACCUUUGCUUAUGCCAAAACCAGCAUUGAAACCGAAACCUUUAAAACCUCCACGUAAAAUUCUAAAUCUCGUUAAAAACAAAGACAUUCCAAGUCCUGCUGAUGAAAGUAUAGACUAUGGAAGAUACAAAAAACUUGACAACUAUGAGCCUAUUGAGCAAAAGAGAGAACAAAGUCCACCUUCAGUGCCAUAUGAUAGAGUUGAAAUAAGAAGUGAGGCAUGGAAGACAUUAGGUAUUGACACUCCAGACCAUACUGAGUUCACUCCAAAUUUGGGUGACAAUCCAAAUUGCCUUAAGCUUAUAUCAAGAUCUCAGGAUAAUUUGAACACUACUGGACCAGAGGCUUCAAGAAUAAUUUUGUUGCCAAGUCCAGUUGUGGAUCCAGAAGAUGAGAAUUAUGAUAGGUUACAGUAUUUUGGUUCAACAAGUAAAUUAAAUAAGUCAUCAAGAUAUAAAAAGAUUGAAGCAAGGCCUACAACACUAGCUCUCAGUGAGGCUAAGAAUAAGGACACCUGGAAUGACUAUGACGAAGUUGAAAAUGUAAUGCAAACUGCAAGACUGGCUGAUGACUCUCAUCUUGGUUAUGGCAUGAUACGGAAACCCAACACUCCCGGGCCUCAAGUACCUACUGCUGCUCAAGUACAAGCUUUGCAAAAUCAAGUUGGUCUGGAAGAAAUUACUCAUAAUAACUGUAACGGUACUGACUAUGCUAUUGUAAGCCGUCCAAAAAGAGUAUAA